Molecule: messenger RNA, 864 nt
Organism: Rasamsonia emersonii CBS 393.64
Lineage: Eukaryota; Fungi; Ascomycota; Eurotiomycetes; Eurotiales; Trichocomaceae
Exons: 2
Source: RefSeq, a predicted model, not a curated record
AUGAAUAUCUUUAAAAUACCUCACACUGAAUAUGAAGAAGAGCAAAAUAUUCCAAGCCGGUCACAUUUCUAUGUCAUUUCCUCCUCUCUACCAGAAAUACCACGGGGCCCUACAGACUUGGCUGACCUGCUGCUAUUAAAUGCGAUAACCACCAACAACAGAGGCAGCAGCAGUCACAAAACUCUUCUUCAGGUGGAUGGAAAUAACACCUUCAUCCUUUGGCAGUCUCCGGUCACCGAAACCUCUCCAUGGACGUUGGAAGAGGCUCUAUCGCAUGCUCUGCAGUUUUUCCAACAGGAAAAGGAAUUAACCACCUGUUUCCUGUUUGCUGACACCGACCAGGAGAAAAGAGACGAAGAAGUCAGGGAAAACAAUGCAGGAAGAAGCUAUCUGGUAUCUAUUUUGAAUCUUCGUGGCAAAACGGCGGAAUCUGUGUCGAUUUCUUUUCUCGACCGAUUUCUCAUUACUGCCAUGUUCUACAUGGAUAAAAAUGGCCGUGACGACCAAUCCGCAACUUUAUGGAUGCAUUGGAACACGAGCGGUAGCGAGGGAUUUCGAAACCAGCUCCAAUUCACGCAACCAUGGCAGACAUUUUCCGACUGGAUCGCCACCACUACUGCUCGAAGUAGUAAUAUCAAUGCCAACACGGAAUGGUUUGUCCGGCUCGACGAUCAGUCCAUGAUCCCACCAGAGCUGGUCGACGAAACCGAGAUGCGCUACCAAGAAUGGUUCCGACGCCGAUACCCGGAGAUGGACCGAAUCCGAACCAGCAAGGAUUAUCUGAAUCGAUCAUUCUACGAGAAUCCUUUCGCGGUCGAGAUCCCGAUUGACCAGCUCUUUCAUCCGGCUCAUUGCAUCCUGGCG